GGCGAGUCCAGGCUUGGCACCAGCCCAAUCAAAGCCCAUCUCUGCUCUAUAAGAGGAGCCCAGUCCUCCCAGCUUCACAGCCACUCAGAAAAAAAAUCCAGCUACCGUGCCUGUCUUCUCACUGUCUCAGCCAGUAGCAAGAAAACAUGGGCAGACAUAAAUUGCUUUUGGAAAAAAUAGCCCGGUCCUGCCAGGUCCGGAACCUGCUGCUUCGUCAGGCCUUGGCAGAGUGUCUGGGCACCCUUGUCCUUGUGAUGUUUGGCUGUGGUUCUGUGGCCCAGCUGGUUUUGAGCGAUGGUUCCCAUGGCAUGUUCUUCACAGUCAACUUUGCAUUUGGCUUUGCUGCCAUAUUAGGCAUCCUGGUCUGUGGCCAGGUAUCAGGGGGCCAUCUGAACCCAGCAGUAACUUAUGCCCUGUGCCUGCUCGGAAGAGAGCGUUGGAGAAAGUUCCCCAUGUACUUCCUCUUUCAGACAGUUGGUGCUUUCUUUGGUGCUGGCAUCAUUUUCGGCAUGUACUUUGAUGCCCUGACAGACCGUCCUGGAUCUUUCAAUGUAACUGGUCCUACUGCAACAGCUGGGAUCUUUGCUACCUACCCUGGAGAACAUCUCACCCUUUUAAAUGGUUUCUUUGAUCAGAUGAUCGGCACAGCAGCGCUCAUUGUUUGUAUCCUGGCUAUUGUGGAUCCAUACAACAACCCCAUCCCCCAAGGGCUGGAGGCCUUCACUGUGGGAUUUGUGGUUCUGUGCAUUGGAUUGUCUAUGGGCUUUAACUCUGGCUAUGCUGUCAAUCCUGCCCGAGACUUUGGACCACGUCUUUUCACGGCUAUGGCUGGGUACGGCAGCGAAGUUUUCACAGUUAGAGGAGGCUGGUUCCUGGUGCCCAUUGUUGCCCCAUUUAUUGGCAGUACCAUCGGUGUGAUAAUUUACCAGCUGAUGGUUGGCUUCCAUACGGAGGGAGAAGCACGUGACCAGAAAAUCGCAAUAGAGGAGAGUGUCCGACUCACCAAUAUCACCACCAACGAUAAAUCCAAAGAACUACACUGAGUGUGUAGGAAAGCUAACAACUCUAACACAUGCACAUUCUGUAAAUAUCCACAUACAGCAGCAUUUUAUCCUUCCAGCCAUGACUAUGUUUUACAAUCUUUACAGCUGUUAGAAUAUCCCUCAAGUUAGCUGUGUGUUUUUGAAAACAGGCCACUCUCUUUACAUUAUAAUGUAAUUGGAUUAUAUUUUAGGACUGGAUUGUAUUGCAUUGCCCUGAGUGUGAAUAUAGAGGGGCAAAACCCAACUUCCGAAACCUAAAAUUCCAUUAAUUAUUUUAGUCUAUAGAACUCCACUUUGAACAGUAUUGUAUGCUUUAUACUAGUGUAGUUUUACAUAACUUUUAUGUUAACAUAUGAAUGUCUUUUGCAACCAAUGUCUAUGAAUUUUGACAGUCCAGAAUCUUUCACUGCAUCUCACAUUUAAAUUCAGGGAAAUUGGGAAACAAAGAAUUCAAAAUUCAUCGUAAAAGUUCAAAUAUUGCAGAAUAUUUUAUUGGGACAUGCCAUCAACUAGCAAACUUGAUCAUUUACCCUUUCACUAGUCUUGCAUUGCCAAACUCCACAGGACUGUGAAGUAAAGUCUGAACCCUCCACAUUUUCCUGCAUUCAUCUUUGUAAAUCUUCACAAUCAUUCCCUGAAAGAACCAAGCAGGUCUGCCUUAUUGCACGAUGCACAUUUUUUUCAAAACUUGCCAUAUUCAGCAUGUAGCUUGCCAGGACGAAGGUUCGGGUUGAUCUUCCUCAAAGCAAAAAAAUGUAACCGCUGUUUUGUAACUGCUUGUUCCCCAUUUGUUGUUUUCCACAUUCAUCAUCUAAAACUCAGAUUUUCUGUUUUUUUUAUUUUUUAUAUAUUUUUUUUACUGCAUAUUUUUGUUUAUUACUUUUUUUAUCACUAUUAUGUAGUCACAUUCUGUUCUGUAUGUUCCUUUUGUGUUCUUUAUCACAUUGUCAAAACAUUAUUUAGGUGGAGGCUUCAAAUAAACACAUUGGGUUUUCUGCUUCUUCCUGCACUGUACAUCAUGUUAUUUUCAUUUCAUUUAAAUUGUGCAAAAUAAAAAA
Etheostoma cragini (Arkansas darter) is the source of this 2101-nucleotide messenger RNA. Its product is annotated as aquaporin-3-like. Gene Ontology annotation, cellular component: plasma membrane; basolateral plasma membrane. Gene Ontology annotation, molecular function: glycerol channel activity; urea transmembrane transporter activity; water channel activity. The coding region runs from base 147 to 1043 and encodes 298 amino acids. The transcript has 6 exons. The record is from RefSeq and is a predicted model, not a curated record. Gene Ontology annotation, biological process: glycerol transmembrane transport; water transport. Lineage: Eukaryota; Metazoa; Chordata; Actinopteri; Perciformes; Percidae.